AUGUUCCAAUUGAGCAGAACACUGGUGGCAGCCAGUUUGGUCUCGCUACUUGGUCACUGCUCUUUGGUAACGGCUCAAGAGCCCACAAGUACAGAUGCAAUUGCCGUGGAUGGAACUACGUUUGCCCUUAAUGGCGACAAUGUCUCUUAUCGGUUCCGUGUGGACAACAGUACUGGGGAUCUGUUAUCAGACCACUUCGGUGGAAGCGUGACGGGCCCCAUCCCCACAGAGAUUGUGAGCGCAGUGAAUGGCUGGGUUGGAGUGCCAGGCCGCACCCGCAGGGAAUUCCCGGAUCAAGGCCGAGGGGACUUCCGUAUGCCGGCCAUUCGCAUCCGGCAGACUGAAGGGUACACAGUGUCAGAUCUCCAGUACCAGUCCUAUGAGAUCAAGCGUGGGAAACCAGCUUUGCCAGGUCUGCCGUCAACAUUUGGAACUGAGAAAGAUGUCACUACGCUCGUGGUGCACCUGUAUGAUCACUACAGUGAUGUUGCUGCGGCUUUGUCUUACUCAAUCUUUCCCAAGUAUGAUGCGAUUGUGCGCAGUGCCAGUGUUACGAACAAAGGCAAGGGUAAUAUUACCGUUGAGUCUCUCGCUAGUAUCAGUGUGGACUUCCCUUAUGAGGAUUUGGAUAUGAUCAGCUUGAGAGGUGACUGGGCACGAGAAGCCCACCGUGAACGGAGAUCGGUUGAAUACGGCACCCAAGGCUUUGGAAGCUCAACGGGUUAUGCCUCACACCUGCACAACCCGUUCCUCGCGCUUGUGGACCCAGCUACUACUGAAGCUUCCGGCGAGGCAUGGGGUUUCUCGCUCGUGUACUCCGGAUCAUUCUCCGUCGAUGUGGAAAAGGGCUCCCAGGGCUUCACGCGCGCCAUGCUCGGGUUCAAUCCUGGUCAGCUAUCAUGGUCGUUGGCACCGGGUGAAACUCUGAACUCGCCAGAGUGUGUUGCCGUCUAUUCCAGCAAUGGAGUCGGUGGCAUGUCCCGCUCCCUGCACCGUCUGUACCGCAACCAUCUCAUCAAAAGCAAGUUUGCGACCGACGAUCGCCCACCUCUUCUGAACAGCUGGGAAGGACUCGGCUUUGACUAUAACGCAACCAGCAUCUAUCAGCUAGCCCAGGAAUCAGCCGAAUUGGGGGUCAGAAUGUUUGUGCUAGACGACGGUUGGUUUGGUGACAAAUAUGCUCGCACUUCAGACACUGAAGGCCUCGGCGACUGGGUACCCAAUCCUCGGCGAUUCCCUGAUGGUCUAGCCGAUACCGUGAAUAACAUCACUGAUCUUAAGUCCGGUAAUACCUCGACCAACCUACGCUUUGGCAUCUGGAUGGAACCUGAAAUGGUCAACCCGAACUCCAGCCUCUAUCGCGAACACCCUGACUGGGCACUUCAUGCAGGACCGUACCCGCGCACACAACGACGAAACCAGCUGGUACUCAACCUCGCUCUACCGGAGGUCCAGGAAUUCGUAAUCGAGUCCGUCUCCAACAUCCUCAACACCGCCAACAUCUCAUACGUGAAAUGGGAUAACAAUAGAGGUAUUCAUGAGAUGCCUUCCCCCUCCACCGAUCACGCAUACAUGUUGGGAAUCUACAAGGUCUUUACAAAUCUCACUACCCAGUUCCCCGACGUCCUUUGGGAAGGCUGUGCCUCGGGCGGAGGCCGCUUCGACCCAGGUGUCCUACAGUUCUUUCCUCAGAUCUGGGCGUCGGACGAUACGGACGCUAUUGAGCGUAUCACCAUCCAAAUGGGAACUUCCCUCGCCUACCCACCUAGCGCUAUGGGCGCACACUUAUCCGCCGUUCCAAACCAACAAACCGGUCGGACAAUACCUGUCGCUUUCCGCGGACAUGUCGCCAUGAUGGGCGGAUCAUUUGGGUUAGAACUUGACCCGGCUACCACGCCCGAAGCGGACAAAGCUGCUUUACCGGGACUAAUUGCGCUUUCUGAGAAGCUCAAUCCGCGGGUGGACCACUCUAUUCCUUGGAUCAAGAUGCAAGGGUUGGCUCCUGAGGCUAUGUACAGUGUGGAAGGGAAGGGAACAUACUCUGGUGCGACAUUGAUGAAUAUUGGAUUGCAAUUCCCCUUCGAUACCGACUACGGCAGCAAGGUCGUUUUCCUCGAGAAACAAUGA
This is a messenger RNA of Penicillium longicatenatum, 2127 nucleotides long. RefSeq names its product alpha-galactosidase. The transcript has 4 exons. The record is from RefSeq and is a predicted model, not a curated record. Lineage: Eukaryota; Fungi; Ascomycota; Eurotiomycetes; Eurotiales; Aspergillaceae. Gene Ontology annotation, biological process: carbohydrate catabolic process. Gene Ontology annotation, molecular function: alpha-galactosidase activity. The coding region runs from base 1 to 2127 and encodes 708 amino acids.